This is a messenger RNA of Haemorhous mexicanus (house finch), 7332 nucleotides long. RefSeq names its product unc-5 netrin receptor D (gene UNC5D). The record is from RefSeq and is a predicted model, not a curated record. Gene Ontology annotation, molecular function: protein binding; netrin receptor activity. The transcript has 14 exons. Gene Ontology annotation, biological process: netrin-activated signaling pathway. Gene Ontology annotation, cellular component: membrane. Lineage: Eukaryota; Metazoa; Chordata; Aves; Passeriformes; Fringillidae. The coding region runs from base 91 to 2514 and encodes 807 amino acids.
AUGUGGCAGAACCCAGAACGUUCUCUCACUGAGGAACUGGCAGCUUCAUUUCAUCCCUUAUUUUUUUUUUGAUUUUGCACUGAAAUCCCGAUGUUUCUGAAUUGUGAGUCAAGCCCACAGUGUUGCAGCACUUUAUAUUUCUCCGAAGAAGCAGAUCUACGGAAGAACUUCGAGCAAGACCCCCAGGGCAAGGAGGUUCCCAUUGAGGGGAUGAUUGUCCUGCACUGCCGGCCCCCCGAGGGCGUCCCCGCGGCCGAGGUGGAGUGGCUGAAGAACGAGGAGCCCAUUGAUUCCAACCUGGAUGAGAACAUCGACACCAGGGCCGACCACAACCUCAUCAUCCGCCAGGCGCGCCUGUCUGACUCGGGCAACUACACCUGCAUGGCUGCCAACAUCGUGGCCAAGAGGAGGAGCCUGUCAGCCACCGUGGUGGUCUAUGUGAACGGGGGCUGGUCCUCGUGGACGGAGUGGUCCAGCUGCAACGCGCGCUGCGGGCGGGGCUGGCAGAAACGCUCGCGCACCUGCACCAACCCCGCGCCCCUCAACGGGGGAGCCUUCUGCGAGGGCAUGUCCGUGCAGAAAAUCACCUGCACCUCCCUCUGCCCCGUGGACGGCAGCUGGGAGGUGUGGAGCGAGUGGUCGGUGUGCAGCCCCGAGUGCGAGCACCUGCGCGUGCGGGAGUGCGCCGCACCCGCGCCCCGCAACGGCGGCAAGCACUGCGAGGGGCUGAGCCAGGAGUCUGAGAACUGCACCGAGGGGCUCUGCAUCCAAGACGUGGAGCGCGGCGCGGACGUGGCGCUGUACUCGGGGCUGGCGGCGGCGGUGCUGGCGGUGGCCGUGCUGGCGCUGGGGGUGACCCUGUACCGGCGCAGUCAGAGUGAGUACGGCGUGGAUGUCAUUGAUUCCUCUGCACUCACGGGAGGCUUCCAGACUUUUAAUUUUAAAACAGUCAGACAAGGUAACUCCCUGCUCCUGAACUCGUCCCUGCAGCCCGAGCUGACGGUCAGCAGGACCUACAGCGGCCCCAUCUGCCUGCAGGACCCCCUGGACAAGGAGCUGAUGACCGAGUCCUCCCUGUUCAACCCCCUGGCCGACAUCAAGGUCAAGGUGCAGAGCUCCUUCAUGGUGUCCCUGGGUGUCACCGAGAGGGCCGAGUACCACGGCAAGGCGCACCCCGGCACCUUCCCCCACGGCAGCCCCAGGCCCUUUGGGACCCUCCAGGCCAGGAACAAGGCCAUGUUCAUCCAGAACCUGGCCUCCAUCUCCAGCAGCAGCGAGCUGAGGAGCACAGCCCUGUUCGGACACCUGGGCGGUCGCUUGGUGGUCCCCAACACAGGGGUCAGCCUGUUGAUUCCACACGGGGCUAUUCCAGAGGAGAGCUCCUGGGAAAUCUACCUGGCCAUCACCCAGAAGGAGUCCAGCCUGGAGCCGGAGGGCCCCGAGGUGCUGCUGGGGCCCGAGGUGAGCUGCGGGCCCCCCGAGCUGGCCGUGAGCACCCCCUGCGCCCUGAGCAUCCCGCACUGCGCCCACGCCGACCCCCAGCACUGGAGCAUCCACCUCAAAAGGAGAACCCAGCAGGGCAAGUGGGAGGAAGUGAUGUCUGUGGAAGAGGAAACUACUUCUUGCUACUGCCUGUUGGAUCCUUAUGCCUGUCACAUUCUCUUAAACAGCUUUGGAACUUAUGCCCUAAUUGGGGAACCCAUCUCAGACUGCGCCGUUCGACAGCUGAAAGUCGCCGUUUUUGGCUGCCUGUCUUGCAAUUCUCUGGAUUACAAUCUGAGGGUUUAUUGUGUGGAUAACACCCCUUGUGCAUUCCAGGAAGUGGUUUCGGAUGAAAGGCUCCAAGGGGGACAAUUGCUGGAGGAACCCAAACUUCUGCAUUUUAAAGGCAACACCUGCAGCCUCCAGAUCUCAGUGCUGGACGUGCCUCCCUUCCUGUGGAGAAUCAAACCCUUCACUGCCUGUCAGGAGGUGCCGUUCUCCCGCGUGUGGCGCGGCAGCCCCCGGCCCCUGCUCGGCGCCUUCUCCCUGGAGCGCUUCAGCCCCGCCACCACCCACCUGUGCUGCACCGUCUGUGUCAGGCAGCUGCAGGGCCACGAGCAGCUGCUGCACGUCCAGACCUCUGUCCUCGAGGCUGAGAGAGAAAACAUCCCCUUCUUUGGCCAGGAGGACAGUGCCUUCCCCGCCCAGCUGGGCCCCAAGGCCUUCAAGAUCCCGCGCUCCAUCCGGCAGCGCAUCUGCGCCACCUUCGACGCGCCCGGCGCCAAGGGCAAGGACUGGCAGCUGCUGGCCCAGAAGAACAGCAUCAGCAGGAAUCUCUCCUUCUUUGCCACCCAGAGCAGCCCCUCCGCCGUCAUCCUGGACCUGUGGGAGGCGCGGCACCAGCACGACGGGGACCUGGACUCGCUGGCCUGUGCCCUGGAGGAGAUUGGCAGGACACACUCCAAGCUCUCCGAGGUGCCAGAGCCCGAGCUGGAGGAGCCCGAGUUCCCCUGCAGCAGGAAGGGGCUUUAGUCCCUCUGUCCUGCCAGGACACACGGCCCUGAGCCCAGCAGGGGUUGUGGGGAUGGAACUCGCCCCCACAUCGGUGGCAGAGGGAGGAGCAGAAGCUAAAAACCUUCUGGUGAUGAGGAAAACGAGCUCCUCCCUGUCCUCCUCCACUUAAAAUCCACCUUUUGGUGCCCCAAACAAGCUUGCACUUGUGUCAGUGCCGGGGCAGGAGGGAGAGAGACACAGAGCCAUAAGAGGGAAAUGUUAUUCUGUAUUUAGGAACAGUCAUGUUCGUGUACUGCCUGGUGAAAAUCAACAAAUAACGUUGGAUAUUUCGAGCCACUGGAGGUUGGUCCUGGUUAAAAGGUUUCUCGCUUCGAGAGUGGUUUAAAAUCUCAUCACGUUGUCACUUUAUGUCUGCUACAGGAAAACUGAAAAUUUGGCCUUAUCCUGUUCAGAUGUUUGAGGAAUUAGAAGAUCUCAUCAUUAUUUCAUAUCGUGUGUAUUCCAAAUAAUUUGUUUUAAAAAUUCAGCCCCUUAAUGAAUGUACAUUUGCUGCAGAGCUUUGCUGCCUGCUCUGUGACCAAAAUUCCAGAACAAACCCCUUCUCUCUGAGACUUGGGGGUGUGCACACACCAGAGGAAUUUUCUAAUUUCCUACGUCUGCAAACUUUCUUAGUCAAAAAACUGUCUUUGGGGGUGGAUUUAAAUAACCAAAUAACACACGGGAAAUUUCCAGCCCUAUUUUAGCAAGUUGAGACAUUUAUUUUUGUUACUUCAUUCUCUGUGGCUGAGCUGAAGGUGAAGGCAAUCAGCACAGCUUCAUUUUGGUCUGGUUUCAGACUGAAACCACAAACCCACACAGCACUGCCAACUCUGCCCUGGAUUUUGUUGCACAAUUUGGGAAUUUCACAGGGUCCAGAGCUGGCUGUGUUCCCUUGGUUUAGUUACAAAUUACAUUUGCCCCAAAAUUCAGGAUCUAAGCAGAGAAUUCGCCUCGUUUUUUACCCAUUCCAUGCAAAUAUGAUUUAUGACUUCAACCAAACCAAAAAGAGCUGUCACUGUGAGCAAGGGCCUGGUGGAGCUGGUUCUGAGCCAAAUGUCACUGUUAUUUCUGACCAUUCUUUUCACUCCCAUCCUUCACCACAGCCGAGGUGCUCCUCAGCCCGUGGGGCUGCCCGGGCACGGUCAGGAGAAACAGGAACAGAAACGAGGCUUUGGGAGCUUUGUGCAAAUGCAGGAAACCCAAACCAAGGGUUUGGGGCUGUUUUAGCCUCGUGUUUGGCUGAGAGCAGGGCAGGUCUGGAACUGUUCCUUCACCCAGGACUGCAGUGUGAAAAUCUGAACAACAACAAUGAGAUCAACAACAGCAGCAGCAGCUCUGUCCUUGCUCCUGCUGCUCUGGAAUCACCAAUGUCACUGCCUGCCCAGCUCAGGAAUAGGCUGAGACUUGGAAAUCCUGAGACUUGGAAAUCCUGAGACCAGUGCAAACCUUUCCUGCAGCUCAGCAUCUCCUGCAGCCUGGCAGGAGGCUCCUGGCACAGGUUUCGGGGCAGACAGAAAUACCGGCUGCAAGCUGUCACUGCUUUCAGCAGCACAUGCUCCUCCAGUUCCAUCUCCUCUGACUGCCAGUCCUCCUCCAGAAACCUGUUCUUGGUUGGACAAAAUGUCAGGCAUUAGAAAAAAACAAAACAAGGGAUGAUGGCACCCGGGGAACAAGCAGAGUCUGCGAGCUGCCGUUGUCGGGGAAACCAGCCCCGCUCUGCCUGCAGCAGGGAUUUGUUCUCAGAGCCCAGAGCUGCUCUGCUCUGGGGCAGGCUGGAUUUGUGUGCCCCAGGUGCUGCAGGGCAAGCCUGGGUUAGACACGAGGGGGAAAGCUUUGGGAUCAGGUGUUCUGGGCAGUCUGAACCUGGCAAGUGCCUCAGGAAUGGGGAAAGCGUAAGAGCCUGAAUGAGAGAUGGGGCACUCCAGGGGCUCUCCAAAAUGCAGUUUGUUGUAUCCAAAAUGCAGUUUGUUGUAUCCAAAAUGCAGUUUAUUGUAUACAAAAUGCAGUUUAUUCCAUCCAAGGGGUCACAGCAGCCCAGGGCCGUGGGUGACAGAGCUGUGCCCACAGCUGUCAGCUCCAGCUGCAGGCAGGCCUGGACACCCUUUGGGUUUGGUUACAGUGCAUUAUUUACUUUUCUUUGCUGAGCAUCUUAAUGCAGCAGAACCAAUCUAUACCUGAACUAUUAUCUCUAGCCUACCAUAACUCCUGUAAUUACCACAUUCAUGUCACUGUUCCCCAAUCACUAAAGUCAGUACAUCACAGUUUAAGCCAGAAGUUGUUUUUCAGUUAAAAUUCUGAGACCUUUUUUCUACUUGCCACAUUUGCUGCCUUGUUUGCCCGUGCUCUCUUUGUGCUUGGUACAAACAUUUUCUUGUUUGAGGUGGGUUUAUCCUUUGCUCUGAGCCAUAAAACCCCUUCUCACUAACACACCCUUUGCCUCCUUGGUUAGCCAGUCAGACUCGCUCAGCAAUUCUUUUCUUCUCUAUCAAAACUUGCUUCCAUCUCUAUUCCUUCUUCAGAUUCUACCUUCCAAAGUCUUUCUGCCAAGCUCAAACAUCUGUGAGACUUUCUGGUCAAACUUUCAUCCUUCCCAACAGGAGAGAGAGAAUGGAAAUGUGACUGGAAAUUGGGAAAAAAAGGGAGGCUUUGGGAAAUUGGGAUAAAAAGGGAGGCUUUGGGAAAUUGGGAUAAAAAGGAGCUGCAUCCUCCUGCUGUGCUCCACGGGAGCUGCCCCCACAGCCCAGGGGAACCCCGGGAGCUGCGUGGGCUCAGCCCCUGCUGCCUUUCCUCAGCCCUGGAGCUCUGCAGACCCUCCCAGGGCAGGACACCCCUCUCAGAGGGACCCAGCCUGCACCAGAAUCCCAGUUCCACCCCCAGUCCCACGGAGGUCAUGUCCUGAAAGGGAAUAAAUGUCCAACCUGGACAAUUCCAGAGGGAAGCUGUUCCCCCGUGCCCAGGGCUCAGUUGGAUGUUGCCCUUUAGGUUUUGUUCCCUGGUUUUUCUUCUCUCUGACUAAAGCAGUUCUUUGUAGCUGAUCUCACUCUUUGAGAACCUGAAUCAACAACUCUCAAGCUUUCCUUCCUAUUCCUGACUGCUUUGAUGCUCUUGUGUUCUUCAAAUGAACCAGAAAUGCCCCAAAUAUUUAUUUCCUUUCUCCCUUUCUCUCAAAAAGACCUUUUGGAAAUCUGUGCACGUACUCAUACGAUUUGACCCAAAACACAGAUGUGGAGGAGCACCUGGAAAAGGAUUAGAGGCCAGAAAUUAAAAAUUCAUUCCUUUCUUCUGUUGUAUAAAUUAUGAUAAUUGAAAAACAAUUUUCCUGAACGAGAAAGCGAAAGAAGGAGAAAUGUGAAUUUCUGUGAAUUUCCCCCCUGUAGAUUCCACGUGGCUGCCCUGGCUCUGUGCAGGGGAAAGAGCCAUUCUGAUUUUCCAUCACCAAAGACUCUGCUUUAAUAGAUUUCAUCUUCCUGAGCACUUUGCCCAGGUAUUUCUGUGCCAUGACUCAUUGCAGACUAAUGGCUGCAUUUUAAAAAUGACUCCCAGCUCCGCCAGCUCCAUAAAGCUCAUUUCCAUUUCGUACCGCCCUGCACUCCCACAGAAAUUUUAUUGGGAUUUUUGUAAUAGAUGAAGAGAUAGCAAACAAUUCUCUUAAAAUCCUGCAAACUGCUUUUGUCCUUGUUUUUAUCUCUGGCCACAGCUGCUCUCCCCCUCUCUGGCCUGGGCACUGCUGCCUUUCAGAGAAUCUUAUUCAGCAUAAAUCAGCAGAAAGGGAUCUUGCAGGCUCCAGGAUAUUCACAUCACACUGCAAGUCCCUUCUUUUCCACCUGCAAGGCAGUGCUGUGAGAGUUUUAAAGCAUUCAAUAACUGAUCAAUCCCAAUCUUCCACAAAAGGGAGACACAGCCCAGGUCCAUGGUGAGCUAAACAAGGGAGGGACCGGGCUGGGCUUCUGCUCACCACCUGAAUCUUCUUUUUUCAGUCUGUUUCUGCCUGUAAAACACAGAUUGCCCAGCUGAUAAACAGUUACAAAAACGUUAAAUGUGCUCCUUCUGCUGGUCUGGAUAAGAAAAAAUGUGGUGCUGGUCAGUCUGGUGAGACUCUGGGCAGUGUCAGACAAGAGAUAACAAAAUUCCCAUUGCAUCCUCAACUUCCAGAACUUUAAGCCAGCUCUUAGGUGAAAACGGGAGGAGGAACUUCGACCCAGCCCAACACAAAAUAUAAAUAAUUCCUAAACAGAGAAAAAAAAAAAAAAACAACCCACAAGUAUUCCUCUAGAGAGAUCUGUUUUCUCUUCUGCUCCUUUAUUUUUGCAGUGAAGAGGUUGUGAAAAGGUUCUUGGCUGCUCUGCCUGAGCAUCCCUCCCUGCCCCGGCGUGUUGGGGGUGAAGGAGGGCAGAGCUCUGAGCCCUUCCUAGGGUGAAGCUGAAGGAGUGGGGAAGGGAGACAGAAGAUGGAAUCAAAAGCAUGGCCUUGGCUUCAUACCACACUUUCUGUGCCUUGUUCUAUCAAUGUAAAUUCUGAAUGUUGUACAGUGAAAAUACUUGGGAGAGACUCCUUGGGAAAGGCUGCACUGGCUUCUUUUUUCAGCACAUGUACAUAUAUAAAUAUAUAUACAUAUAUAUAUAUAUUUGGUAAUGCCAACCAGCUGCGUUCUGUUGUCCUGGAGAAGUCAAAGUGGACACUUGGGGUGUUUUCUGUGGAGUUUCAGAGCUGUGUGGCCACGGCCUUUGGAGAGAGGUGUACAGGGGGGAAUCCUGGAUAUCAGCUAUUUAUGAAUAAAGAGGCUUUUACUGAUCCUGA